Triplophysa dalaica is the source of this 7073-nucleotide messenger RNA. RefSeq names its product immunoglobulin superfamily, member 9a (gene igsf9a). Bases 270 to 5009 code for a protein of 1579 amino acids. The record is from RefSeq and is a predicted model, not a curated record. Lineage: Eukaryota; Metazoa; Chordata; Actinopteri; Cypriniformes; Nemacheilidae. Gene Ontology annotation, biological process: cell-cell adhesion. The transcript has 22 exons. Gene Ontology annotation, molecular function: protein binding.
CUGAUGUCUUCAGCUGACCUCAAACCUGCCAGAGGAGCAAAGUUUGUGCGCUUGCUUUUUCAUCGCUACGGCAACAGCGACAUGUAAAAGGAUUCGUUAUUAGCAAUUUUUCCGACGUAUUUGCCAACCAUAUGGAAAUACGGCCGAGUGAAUAUAUAUUCUCACUUCUGUAAUAAUUCUGUGGUCUUUUCCUGCAUCAACGUUAAAACAACGCAUCUUAAACAAGUAAAACAGGUACAGAGAUAUGUGAGUCUAUAUGAAUACCCAACAUGACACCGAAGACUCUUCCACUGUUGGAGGUCAUCAUUGUUACAGUACUGUGCCUUUCCAGUCCCACAUGUGCCACCGAUGACCUCGUACGUGCCAGGAAAGGGGACACUGCUGUAUUAUCGUGCAAUCUGCCCUACCCCGGCCUGGUCAUCUCGGCCUCCCAGCAUGUCAUCGAGUGGGUUCGUCAGGGCUAUGACAUCCCCAUUCUCAUUCAGUUCGGAAUCCACGACCCCCGCGUGCAUCCCAGCUACGAUGGUCGAGUGUCUCUCGUGGGGAGCACAUCUCUGCAGGUGAGGGAUCUUCUUCUGGACGAUGAAGGCUGGUAUGAGUGCCGCAUUCUUCCACUGGACAAAACCACAGAUGAGUCUAGAAGCAACGGAAGCUGGACUUUCCUCUCCGUCACAGCGCCACCCGUGUUUACCGAAACCCCACCUCCUGCCGUGGAAGUAUUUGUGGGUAGAUCGGUUACCUUGAAGUGCGCUGCCCGGGGAAACCCGCGGCCCACGAUAACCUGGUCUAAAGAUGGAGUCCAAAUAAAAUCACAAAACAAUGUGAAGAAUGGAAGUCUGUCUGUCCAUGCUGUGAGCCGUGAAACAAGAGGCAUGUAUAAGUGCCAAGUCUCUAAUACCGAGGGAGAAGUAACUCACAUCACAGUUGUUAAAGUCAUUGGUCCUCCCGUCAUUCUAAAUCCUCCAAAGGACACUAUUCUCAACAUGCACCAGGAUGCCAAAUUAAACUGCCAGGCAGUAGCCGACCCACCUAACAUGACCUAUGUGUGGCAAAGAAAUGGAGAAGAUAUAUAUCACAUUGAGUCUCUGAAGUCUCGUGUUAAGGUUAUAGUGGACGGCACACUCCUCGUAUCACGCUUGACUCCAGGGGAUUCUGGGAACUACACUUGCACGCCUACUAACGGACUGCCUGCCUCCCCAUCCGCCUCGGCCAUGCUCACUGUUCAGCACCCAGCGCAGGUGAUGCACAUGCCUAAGCUGACCUUCCUCGCCACAGGCAUGCGGGGCGUAAUAUCCUGCCCAUUCAGAGCUGAACCUGCACUAUUACGUAUUGACUGGACCAAAGAUGGAAACCCGCUGGAUUUGGGCAUGUAUCCUGGAUGGACACUUACCUCUGAAGGCUCCAUCGUCAUAGCAACAGCCAAUGAUGAUGCAGCAGGUGUCUACACGUGCACUCCAUACAACAGCUUGGGGACAAUGGGCCAGUCAGAGCCCACCACCGUAAUGCUACAGGAUCCUCCAUCAUUCAAAGUGUCACCCAGUAAGGAGUACAGACUGGACAUGGGCAAGAUGCUUGUCAUUCCAUGUCAGAUGAAUGGUAACCCGGCUCCAAAAGUCACAUGGAAAAAGGUGGGUGCUUCCACUCGCUCACAGUUCUCUGUACCAGCGGAUGGUUCACUCAUUCUUCAGCCGCUCAAUAAAGACCACCAGGGGGAGUGGGAAUGCAGCUCCAGCAACCGAGUGGCUACUGUUUCUGCGAGAACAACAGUCCUUGUGCUGGGUACAAGUCCCCACGCAGUCUCCACGGUGUCUGUGAUCCCAGGAUUUAACAAGGCCAAUGUGUCCUGGGUGGCCGGCUUUGAUGGAGGAUAUACACAGCAGUUCACUGUCUGGUACAAGCAGAUGUCAGUAGUAAAGAAAGAGGAAAAGCAGGAGUGGCUGAUCUUUCCUGUCGUGUCUACUGGAAACAGUGUGUUGGUCGCUGAUCUACUUCCUGCCACCGAGUACCAGUUUAGAGUCAUGUCCCAAAAUAAAGUGGGCAGUGGACCCUUCAGUGAGAUCGCUACUUGCAAAACUCUGGAUGCAUUUUCUGUUGGGACCAAGCUGGAACCACCAAAAAAUCUUUCAUUCAAUCGGACUUCAGAAGGAAUUCUUCUGUGGUGGUCAGCGCCCCAAUCUCAUUCUUUGCUCAUUGACGGUUUUGUCGUCCAGUCACGCCUUGAAGGAGGCGAAUGGAGUAAUCUGAAAGAGGACGUUAGCCCAAACGAGAGUCAAAUCUUUCUUCUGGGGUUAUGUAAGGAUUGCAAGUAUGAACUCAGGCUUCUCUCUCGACAUGAAGAUCAGCUGAGCAUGCCCAGUCCAUCCAUCAGUGUCUCCACCAUCGGAAUGGAUGUGAACCCAGCUAAUUCCCGUGUCUUAGACUUUUCUGACCAGAUGUUGGCUGGUGUCAUGGGUGGCGUGGGACUCCUUUGCAUUAUUCUUCUCCUGAUCUUGUCAAUAGUUUGCUUUGCUUUUUACAAAAAGGGCCAAAGGCGCAGACAGAACACCAUGGAUCUCCCUCCAGCUUUAAAUAAGAACCCAUCUGACAACCCUGACAACUCCUCGACGCAAAAGCUCCUAUCAUCCCGUCCACUUUCCCUCACUUCCACCUCCUCCGGCCAUUCCUCCCUUGACAAGUCGACUCGCAGUGACUUUCACGGCCAGCGUCAACAUCAUCUGCCCCAAGCUAACCCUCCAUCACACCAAUCCCUUCCCGAGAGCCACCUCCAACGGGCAUCGCUUGCCGCUACGAACUCCGUGGAUUUCAUCCACCGAGGACCCGACGGACGCUUUAAUAUCCAGCCUGGUGAAAAUGAAAGCAUUGCCAGUUCUCAUAUGAAGAGAAACACGAGUCGAACCUCUCACCGGUCAUCAGAAGGAAACAGGAGCUUUAGAAUCCAAAAAUCACAGUCUUUAAGAUCCUACAGGGAUGAACGAAAAAAGCCUCCAUUUGUACUUUCUGUAGAUCUUCCACCUUUCGGAUCUGAUAUCCCUGCUUCCGGCAGAACACGAGCUAUGGCUAAACACCUGUCAUUGAAUGGACAUUACCUGCCCAUUCGGGAACAAGAGUUCUUAGAGGCUCCAGAUCGAACAAGCUUGUCUUCCGAAAGCAGUGGCUCUUUUUUCUAUGCUCCUUCUGAGAGCACUUUAGGCCAGCCAUCUUUGAAGCACGGUAACGUCCACUCUGCAGCCAGUACCUUGGUUUUACAGAUGGAGCACGAGAGGGAACAAGGAAACUUGAGUCGCUGUUUAACUCUGGCACGGGAAAGAGAGGAACUUGAAAUGGAGUUGCGCAAGUGCAUUGUUAGCCAUGGCGGAACACUUGAUGAAUAUGGAGAAAUUUGUAGAAGUGGAGAAACGGCAACACCUAACUACCAAACCGCCAGACAUAGCUUCUUAUCGGAGAGUACCAACACUUUGAAGGGAAGAUCUGCUUCUUGUAUUCCGUGGGAAGAAAGGCACAGGUUUUCCACUGCUAGCUUAGUGCCCCUCCAUACAAAGGAUAUCAAAUAUAGACAAAAUCAACACGGAUACCAGUCAAUCCAAAGAUCUAAUUACCAAAGAUCCAAAAGUCUAGACAGAGGCGAACACCAAAAAUUGCACAUGUGGGACCGAAGGCAAAGCAGAACACCUGUUGAUUCAAGUCAUGGUAGACUCAUAGAUGAGUCCUUCAAAGUGGAAACCACCAAACCUUACGCAGGCUACAGUCCAAACAACUUGAGUAAAAGUCAACAAUAUUUCAACCUGCGUGUACGUCCAUCUUUGCACGAUCAACGGGGACGGAGAAUGGCAAGAACCCCCAGGGAGAUGAAUCAAACUGGUGAUUUCUCAGAGGUGAGCGUGGAUGGACCUGAGCUAGAGAAUAAGACUUAUUCAAGGUCUUUACUAGAACACAGUUAUGAGACACUAGACUUUGACAGGCCCAGGUUAGAAGAGCUGGAAAGAGACAGAUCAGAAGAGCAAAAGUUAGAGUCCGUAAACGUGGGUUCAAGGAGAAACCAGGAAAUGUUGAACCGAACUUUGCCUCCGAUGGAUUAUUGUAUGACGCUACAUCGGAAGACAAAGAGUCUGGGGUCAAACAACUGCAAUCGACAUAGGAGCACUCAUAGUUUAGACUCCAGGCAAUACAAGCAACAGUUUUUGCCUCCAGAUGUCUGGAUUGACUCGUUGACUCACAGUCGAGAUUCUCAAACACCGCCCCUUGGGAGUAGAGCUAAAUCUGUGGCAGAUGAGCCUAAAACCAAUCCUAAUCUUACGACAGUUUCACCUUCAGAACGUCAAUUGAGAAACCCCAGGCUGGCCUCAAAAUCCCCCAGCGGCUUUACAAAUGAGGGGGAUCAAAAGGGGGGUUCUAGCAUGCCCCCCUCAUAUUGUCCCUCUCUUACGUCUGGUAGCCGGAGUCAGAGUCAAGAUGAGCGGAGAGAGGAGAAUGAAGAUCGGCAGGAGGUGGAUGUGGAAUUAAACAGAUACAGGAAGUGUUCAGAGACAGAGGGAAGUUAUAGAAGCUAUACAAGUCAGAGUAGUGGCAGAGGGAGUAUGAACAGCAGACAGUUCUCUCUCAGCCCACCAUUCACCAGCUCACCAGAGACCACAGAGGACAGCGACAAGGAUGAAGCAGUCCUACAGGAGCAAGAAAGGUUAACCAAAACAUACUGUGCUAGAAGAGGGUCUGUGGAUGAAAGCUAUGAAUGGGACACUGCCUAUGCCCCCUUGCAUCCCAUGAACCCAAAAGCUUCAGGAAUUAAAGCAGGUGUACUCAGAGAAGUCACUCCUAGGGAUGAAUACAGGCCAGAAUUACACCUGAAACAAAAAGGUCUUUUCCCUCCGGCUGGUUUCAAGGAAUCUGUUCCACCCUUUGUAGUUUCCAACAUUCGUUCUCCUCACGGCGAGCAAGAAUCACUUCUAGCUCAGGAGAUACAGAGGAGCUCCACAUCAUUCCCAGAACCAGACUCUGACACCGUUCUCUUCUGACUUACAACAGUAGCAGAGAUGUUAGAUUGGACACAGCACGGUUCCCCUUUAUCGCACAUUUGAGUGGUCAGGACGAUGGGGGUCAGCGUGUUUCACCGUUAAUUAAACAUCUCGAUCACUCCUGCAGGGAAAAAACCAAGAACACACACUUCUCUCCUUAACUGAUGAAAAACACAUUUGAUGAGUGAGCUGAACCUCAACAAAGAAUAGUCUCCUUAAGAGCAUGCUUUAGGCAUCGCAAAUCAAAGGGUGAAAAAAAUAAGCAUACUUCUCUCUGCAUGCUGCUUUUGCGGAUCAUCCUGAGUUGCAUUAUCCACUUUUAAAGAGAUACUUCACCUUCAAAAUGAAAGUCCUGUCAUCAUUUACUUAGCCUGUCGUAUAUUUAAACCUGUGAAACUUUCUAACACUUCAGUAUUUGGGGCAAUUCUCGCUUUAAUAAUAUUUGGAUAUUAUUGGCUGAUUAUUAAUACUUAUAAAGCACAUAUUCUGCAUGACCAUAGUCUACAUCCCUAAUCCUACCCAAUUCCUAAACCUAAAAUACUACCUUACUAACUAUUAAUAAGCAACAAAUUAAGAGUUAAUUGGGGGAAAAGUCAUAGUUAAUGGUUUGUUAAUAGCGAGAAUUGCCCCGUAUACUGAAAUGUGACCGAUUGUCUUUCUUCAGCAGAAAAUAAAAGAAGAUAUUUGGAAAAAUGUUGGUUGCCAAAAACCGUUGGUCCCUACUGACUUUUAUUGUAUGGACACAAAACCAAUGCCAAGUCUAUUGGGACCAACGUUUUUUCAGAAUAUCUUCUUUUUGUUCUGCAGAAGAUAGAAAGUCAUACUGGUUUGAAAUGACCAGGGGACGUGUAAAUGACAGAACUUUCAUUUUGAAGGUGAACCGUCCCUUCUUAGCUUUUCUGCUUUUGCUUCAAAUUGUUUUAUUUUUAUUUUUAUGAUUGUUUUUGUUUUAUUUUAUAAUAGUUGAAUUUCUGUUUUGGCAGUAAGUUCACAUUUUAAUUAAGGAAGAUCAUUCACCUUUUUUAUAUGAAACUGGGCGAAUCGGAGACGCACUUAAAUGCCUCUAUGGACCUUGUGAAACAUUUCGCCGAAUAUCUGGAUUGAUGUUCUGCUUUCUCAACAAUCCUUAUUUCACCCAACCCACUUGUACCUACCUCAUAUACACCACCAUCACAAAAGCACCAUUACUGGGAUUUUUUUAACAGCACAGUUACAUUAAUGUGAAAAGAUUUUGCCCAUUUAAAUCAAUGUGGUAGUGCAUCAUGCUGUACUUAAGAGGAAUGACAAUCAAUUGAACCAUGUCCUCAAAUGACCACAGAUCUGUGAUGUCAUAUGUUGAAGACAUUUUUGUCCUUGGUGAGUUGGGAUGUUCUGAAAACGUUUCUUGAGAUUUUAGUUCGUGUCUCAUCCUUAAAGUGCUAAUUUUUUAAGCUUUAAUGAGCCGUUAAAUAGGAAAUCACAAGUUUAAUUGGUUUGAUCAGUGUCUUUGCAUAAGUAAUCUAAUGAAUUGAUACGCAUUCUCUGAGAUUGUACAGGAAGACAAUGAUUAAAUUCCCUGCAUGUGAUGGAAGGUCAUUGUACUUUCAGUCAGACUGAAAAUACUGAGCUUUACUGUUAAGUGUUUAUGCUAAACAUUUCGGUUCCUGUCUGCUUUUCAUGAAGUUAUUAAAAACACAUUUUAGAGAAGUUUGCUACAAAAUGAUACGCAAUUUUAUACCCAAUUUUGUAUCGCUUCAGAAUUGUAAUAUUUAUAAUUGCAUCAUGACAGAAUUUACAAUUUUUUUUUUUCUGCCAAUAUGAAAUGUUUCACUGCAGCGGAUGCCAACCAGGCACUUCAUCGAAUAUAAUAUAGCUUGCAAAUAUGUGUAUAUGUAAUUAUUACCUUACACCCUUUUUCUCGAAAUGUAUUCAAAAAGGUCUAUACAAAGGUUUUGAAGUAGAAUUGUUUUAAACUCAAUAUAUUUUUGACUACACGUUUGUAAAUUUUUGCCACAUUUUAAAUCAUCAAUUGCAUUUCAUGUAUGGAUUUAUAUUGAGAUUAAAGGCAACUAUGUGUUGAAUUUU